AUGCUAGCAUCCAUUCCAAUGGACCCGGUGCGCUCUUUGCCCAGGAACACUAGUGUCCCCCUGCGCCAACCUUCCGCGGAGGAUCUGGACGCCGCUCAACAACUGGUAUCGUCAGCACAUGCGGGUCGAGAACAUUUGGCAGAUCAUUAUGGCGAUACUUCCAUAAAGUUGUCAGGAAGCCCUCCACCGCACCAUGGACCCGGCUCAGCAUCAGGUCUCUCAGAUACCCGAUCAGAACAAGAGAGGACCUCUCCACGGGCUCAAAAAGAUACAUCUUUUCUGGGACACUCAUGCAGCAAUUGUGGAACAAAAAGUACGCCCCUUUGGCGGAGGUCUCCAACGGGAGCCAUGAUCUGCAAUGCUUGUGGUCUUUACCUGAAGGCCCGUAAUGUUGCUCGCCCCACAAAACGAAAUCGUAUCCAGCAGACCCCCGACGGUCCUGAAAGCAAACCCCCUUCCGCCCCUCACAUGGAACAUACCCCGACGUCAGAAGGAGGCUGUAAGGGUUCUUGUCCUGGUGGUGGAAGCUGCAACGGUACCGGUGGUGCUGAGGGAUGUGAUGGUUGCCCCGCAUACAACAAUCGCAUCUACAAGUCUGCGCCUCGGGGUGCUCCCCAUUCCUCCUGGGGUCGCACUUCAACCCCAGAUGCCGGUCCAACUCCUCCCCCACCCGUGGCUGAGGCACCGGCGAAAAACACUGCCGUUGAUAGCAAUGGAACUUUGGUUGCAUGCCAGAACUGCGGGACGACCGUGACUCCACUGUGGCGACGAGAUGAGCAUGGUCAUCCCAUUUGCAAUGCCUGUGGUCUUUACUACAAGCUUCACGGCUGCUACCGCCCCACAACUAUGAAAAAGUCUAUCAUCAAGCGUCGCAAGCGGGUCGUUCCAGCCCUACGAGAUCAGUCCCCCACCGCAGCGACCCAGUCCUCCAAUGGCUCAUCCGCCUCCCCCGAAGCCUCCCCCGCGGCCUUGGCUCAAAUCCACGACGAUCAUUAUCGAUACAUGAGCAAUGAGCCCGACCAUUACCACCCAAUGCCCGGCAGAGGUCCUCAUGAAGAUUCAUCACGCCCCUUGCCAUUUGCUCCACCUCCGGUGGAUUUUACUGGCUAUGUUAGCUCUCAUCACCACCAACUUCCCAAACUCCUCGAGCCUGAACGGUUGGGCCACUCGCCGGUGCAAUUCGCUCGACGAUCUGCGUCUCCGAAUUCUCUUGCGCUUCCCAAGAAACGGACCUUGGCGGAGACCUCAGAUGGACUUGCACCGCCCAUGCUAGGCGCUGGAUCAAAUCAGCUACCCCCCAUCAUGUCUUCGACAAAUCCUUCCCCUCCAGGUCGCCUCAGCUCGAUUUCAUCUAUCCUGAAUCAGACAGAAAGCCGCGAAGACUCUCGCAUGGACCUUUCGCCCAUGGGUCGGCCACAACCUUAUCAGGCACCCAUGCAUUCUGCACCACACCCGCCGCAACAUUUACCCGGGAUUUCCUCAUUCGCGGAACAUCCAUCGGGCGAACGCCGUGCCAUGUUGGAGCGGGAAGCUGAAUUGAUGCGCGAGGCAUUGCGCGCCAAGGAGCGAGAGUUGGCUCAGAUGGGCCGAUAA
Molecule: messenger RNA, 1593 nt
Organism: Penicillium verhagenii
Lineage: Eukaryota; Fungi; Ascomycota; Eurotiomycetes; Eurotiales; Aspergillaceae
Gene: sreA
Product: siderophore transcription factor SreA
Exons: 3
Coding region: 1-1593 (530 amino acids)
Biological process (GO): positive regulation of transcription by RNA polymerase II; negative regulation of transcription by RNA polymerase II
Molecular function (GO): DNA-binding transcription factor activity, RNA polymerase II-specific; RNA polymerase II cis-regulatory region sequence-specific DNA binding; zinc ion binding
Source: RefSeq, a predicted model, not a curated record